UCACUUCUUGCGCCACCUCAUUAAAUAGAACUACAUUUUCCUAAAUGUCGAGGAAGUGGUUUGACAGGCGGAGUUUGCGCUCGCGCCGCAACAGCAGCGGUCAACACAUCUGAGAUAUGAAUUUAAUUUAAUGCUGACUCGUUAUUUAGAAGAAAUUCAACAACAGAUAUCGGAGCUGAAUGAGACCAAGAGAAACUGCUGCUGCUGAGGACUUGAAAUUCGUCGUGGCGGUGCUUUCUUCCAGUUUACUGACCCAGCAGCAGCUGUCCUGAGAAGGAAGAGGCUGUCCGCGUCUGUCCACGGAGAUCCGCAGGUGCUCGACCCUCCAGCCCUGUUCAUGGCAAAGAUGAACUGGGCUGCAGGUACGCAGUGCGUAGCAAAGGGAGACCACAGAAAACCCAAACCUGGAGAACUGGCGUACCACAAAGGAGACAUCCUCACUAUUGUUGACAUGAACACAAGGAGGGGAUUUUACGAGGCGAGACACAACACCACAGGAGAGGAGGGACUCAUCAGCUCCACCAAUGUUCGUGAAAGAGAGGCUCUACGUGUCGACCCGAGCCUCAGCCUCAUGCCUUGGUUUCAUGGGAAGAUCUCUGGUCCAGAGGCGGUGGGUAAGCUGCAGCCAGCUGAGGAUGGCCUGUUCCUGGUGCGAGAGUCUAUCCGCCAUCCCGGCGACUAUGUCUUGUGCAUCAGUGUCUCUGGAGAUGUCAUCCACUACCGGGUCAUUUUUCAGGACAACAAGCUGACCAUCGACCACACACAGUAUUUCUACAACCUCAUUGACAUGAUAGAGUUCUACUCAAAGAACAAAGGCUCUAUUGCUACAACUCUUGUGAAACCCAAACAAAAACAAGGAACCAAGUCAGCUGAGUUAGAGCUGUCUAAAACUGGAUGGCUGCUGGACAUCACAAAGCUCACACUGGGAGAGAAUAUUGGAGAAGGGGAGUUUGGUGCUGUUUAUGAAGGGGAAUACAUGGGCCAGAGGGUGGCAGUAAAGACCAUUAAAUGUGACGUCACAGCUCAGGCCUUCCUGCAGGAGACUGCAGUUAUGACGAAACUCCAGCAUAAAAACCUGGUGCGGUUGUUGGGCGUCAUUCUUCACAAAGGGCUUCAUAUUGUCACAGAGCUCAUGAUUAAGGGAAACCUUGUUAACUUUCUCAGAACAAGGGGACGUUCAGUUGUGAGCUCAGUUCAGCUGCUCCGCUUCGCACUUGAUGUGUGUGAAGGGAUGGAGUACCUGGAGUCUAAGAAGCUUGUUCACAGAGACUUGGCAGCUCGUAACAUCCUGGUCUCUGACGACAGUGUGGCCAAGGUCAGCGACUUUGGCCUGACCAAGAUGGACACCAAGGUGUCAGAUAAUGUCAAGCUGCCAAUCAAAUGGACCGCCCCCGAAGCUCUGCGGAAAGAGAAAUUCUCCACAAAGUCAGAUGUGUGGAGUUAUGGUGUUCUUCUAUGGGAGAUCUUCUCAUACGGUCGUCUGCCUUACCCUAAGAUGUCUCUGAAGGAGGUGAAGGAGAGAGUGGAGGGGGGAUAUCGCAUGGAGGCUCCAGAAGACUGUCCUCCUGGUGUUUACUCCCUAAUGACGAUGUGCUGGGAGCAGGAGCCACGCAAAAGACCUGCUUUCCACAAACUGAGGGAGAAACUUGAGCGAGAGAUGGGUGAACACAGCUCUAGCCCUGGGUCAGAGCGUCGAGAUGGGAUCAGGUCUGGAUCUGGUUGCUGAUCUUGGUCGUAAAUCUUGAACUCACAAUGAGCGGAGAAGAGUGCCGCCUCUUGGACAGCUUAUCCACACAUUGUUGCUCCAGGGUUGGUGUGCAUUACACAAGACGAACCCGCUGAGUAAAUGUUCUCAUACACUUAGAGUACGACUGGAUUCCUUUAAUGUAGCACACAGGACGAGACAAUGAUUCUGGUCGUCAUGUAAUGUCUCUGAGAAAAGGUUUAAUGAUUGGAGCCAUGAAUAUACUAACUUUGCUUUAGCAGGUCUGAGCAAAGCAAAAUGUGAAUCAGAUCGUGGUAUGGUCAUUUUAAUAUUGAGACUGAAAUAUCUCAACAACUGUUGAUGGAUUGUUAUGAAACCUUAUACAGACAUUCCUGGUCCCCAGAGGAAAAAGUCCUAAUGACUUCACCGAUCUCUUAACUUUUCUAGUGCCACAAGUGAAAUGUCAUAACAAGGAUUGGAUGGAUUGCCAUGAAAUUUGGUACAUAAAUCCAUGUCCUCCCUCACAAUUAGGUUGAAUAACUUUGGUAAACCCUUUUUUUAAAUCUUGCACCAUCAUCUGGUCAAAUUUCACUUUGUCCAAUUGGUUUACGAGCCAAUUUGUGCAAAACAUUCCCAACAGCCUCAUCUGUACUUUCUGUUUAGUGCUAAUUAUCAAACUAAGAUGGUGAAUAUGGUAAAUAUUAUACCUGCUUAAAUCAGCAGGUUGCUGUUGUCAUUGUGCACAUGUUAGCAUGCUGAUGUUAGCAUUGUAGCUUAAAGCACCACAGUGCCUAAGUACACAGAGCCAUUAGCUAGCUGCAGACUCUUUCUUCUUCUUGUGAGGCAUAGUCAAACUUAAAAGGGAAAAUCAAAGGAUAAAACUGGUGAUAUUGUACACUUUUCUUAUUGUCAACAAAUUACCUGAAAGCCUAAAACCAACAAUGACUUGAUCCCUCUAACAAGUAUUGUCUGUGUAACCAAAGCCUGGUAUAAUUUACUCCUCUGUGCCACAGACUUCCAUCAUUGUCCACAAUAAUUACAAACACACCAGUGAGCCACAUUGUUGCACUGGGUGACAUGUUCCUUCAUUACCAUGAACAUGGUCACUGUAGUUAACUGGAGUUGCUGUUGUCCUGCUGCUGUAAAUACUCACUCAAGUACAAAAUGUGUAUUAAUCCCUUGAUGAAAAUAGUCCCCAACAAAUGCAAUAUUUAAUCCUGUUUGAAUGAUGAAUACAGUAGAGCGUCAUAAUAUUUUUUGAAAGACUGUACAUUGAUUUUGAAUGACGCCAUAUGUUUGAAUGUCAGUUCAGGUCUGAUGAGAGCAACUGGGAUUUAAAGGCCGUUUAUUGCCAUGUGAGUAUCAUACCUGUAUGAACAGUGAAUAUGGGUUAUUUGAAUGUAAUGUCAGGGAGAGAUGUCAGAAAAAGAUGAAACAUACUGUAUGUAGGAAAGAGGAUGGAAAGAGAGAAAUGAAGAACAAGGAAAAAUGUUUAUCCUGGAUUUAAUCACAGAUCAACAAAAUCUGCUUGUAUCCCGGCGCUAAUGCUCAGCAAUAUGCCAUGGACUCAGGGCUUAAUAUGAAAAAUAUUUAAUGUUAUUUUUGGUAAAUAAUAAGUAAAGAUUUUUACUUAAGGGUUUAAAGAAUGGUUGGCAUUUUGCUCGUGUGCAAAGAAGAUUGGGAGGAUUUGACAGUUCAUUUGCUGCAGAUGCUCUGCUGCAGAUACUCUGUAUGCCUUUGGUUAUUUCUCCUAAAGUGGGUAGCUUUUUUUACUUUUACAAAGGCCAGCAGUCAAAACUUUUUUAAUACUAUUUUUGCCACUUUGUCCUCCACUACUUGGGGCGGACUUUGAUUCAAUUCAUUCAAAUUUGAUUCAAUUCAUUCAAAUUUAAUUUGUUUCGUAAGACUAAAUCUAAGGGAAAUACGGUAUUUAUUACUACUUUCUCUUCCCUGUUUAUUGGGAUUUUGAGAUUAUAGGAGCGACUUUGUUUCAUCCGCUGUCCUCGUCCAGCAUCUCUUGGGAUCUCUUGCUCUUUUUGCAGGUACAGAAUGUUUUGUGCUUUCUUAAUCUUGAAAAGAAAAGGUUUUGGACCGCAGUUGUUUAUUUUACAUACAUAGUUAUUGUAUUUAUUACAGGAUAUGUAUCACUCAUUUCACGAUAUGUAAUUGUCAGCCUCUUUUUAAUAGAAAUGCAAUGAAAUGUAAGACCACUCACCACAAAUGAAGCUUUCUUUCUUUGGGAUUAUUGUCACGUCACAAGACCAAACUAAAGAUGUCAUUUGUUUUAAGCCAAAUUAAGCCCAGUAUUUGUCUCUGUCCCAGGAGACAGACCCCAAAUAGAUCCUCUAUCUGUUAUACAGUGUGAGUGAGGGUCUGACACGAUUUGUUCAAUCUGCUGUGUUUUCCCGAAGCUCUCUAAUGGGAUGAGCAGCAAUCUUCUGCACAAGGAUUUAUAAAGGAACCAAAUGUUAAAAAAAAAAAAAAA
Messenger RNA from Seriola dumerili (greater amberjack), 4190 nucleotides. RefSeq names its product megakaryocyte-associated tyrosine kinase (gene matk). Gene Ontology annotation, biological process: protein phosphorylation. The record is from RefSeq and is a predicted model, not a curated record. NCBI's taxonomy places the organism in Eukaryota, Metazoa, Chordata, Actinopteri, Carangiformes, Carangidae. The transcript has 13 exons. Gene Ontology annotation, molecular function: protein binding; protein tyrosine kinase activity; ATP binding. The coding region runs from base 338 to 1726 and encodes 462 amino acids.